This is a messenger RNA of Telopea speciosissima, 369 nucleotides long. RefSeq names its product S-protein homolog 5-like. The record is from RefSeq and is a predicted model, not a curated record. The transcript has a single exon. The coding region runs from base 1 to 369 and encodes 122 amino acids. NCBI's taxonomy places the organism in Eukaryota, Viridiplantae, Streptophyta, Magnoliopsida, Proteales, Proteaceae.
AUGGCUUCAAGCUUUUUGUUUUUGAAGACAGUAAAUGUUUACAUUGUCAAUGAUUUGGGACCAGGAAAGGUACUCACUGCCCAUUGUCAAUCCAAAGAUGAUGACUUAGGUGUGCAUAGCCUCGAAUUUGAGAAUGUGUAUACGUGGUCCUUCAAGAACGUAAUUUAUGGGGGAACACUAUUCUAUUGCGAUUUCGCGUGGGAGAGAUCGCCGGGCGCAAAAGUAACUGGUCAUGUAGAUGUAUAUGAUUGGUUCAAUGAUAUAAAACUUUGUGGUGUGGAUUGUUGGCGGAUGGUCCAACAAGAUGGCAUUUUUGCUUUGGACUCAGAUACUGCAAGCGUUAGAAAAAUGGGUUCAUGGGCAAAUUGA